This is a messenger RNA of Plasmodium fragile, 450 nucleotides long. RefSeq lists its product as uncharacterized. Gene Ontology annotation, cellular component: ribosome. NCBI's taxonomy places the organism in Eukaryota, Apicomplexa, Aconoidasida, Haemosporida, Plasmodiidae. Gene Ontology annotation, molecular function: structural constituent of ribosome; protein binding. The coding region runs from base 1 to 450 and encodes 149 amino acids. Gene Ontology annotation, biological process: translation. The record is from RefSeq and is a predicted model, not a curated record. The transcript is spliced from 3 exons.
AUGCAAAUUUUUAUAAACAUCCCGUAUGAUGACUCAUUAUGUAUUGAGUCAUUCAACGUUAGUAGCAUAAAAGAUGUGAAGGAGAAGAUAUCUGAGUUGAAAGGUAUCCCUUGUGAGGUGCAAAGGUUGUUCAAAAAUGGCCGCCAAUUGGAAGACGAGGAGCUUAUGGACCUUCACGAGAAUGAACUUGAAUACACCAUAGACUUAAACUUCGCAUUACUUGGUGGUGGCAAGAAAAAGAAAAAGAAAGUUUACAAGAAACCCAAAAAGGAGAAACAUAAGAAGAAAAAGGUCAAAUUGGCUGUACUUAAAUUUUACAAAGUUGGGGACGAUGGAAAAGUGUUUAGAUUGAAAAAGCAGUGUGAUAAUUGUGCACCUGGCACCUUGAUGGCUGCUCAUUUUAAUAGAGACUACUGUGGAAGAUGCCACCUCACCAUUAUGAAGAAGUAG